Messenger RNA from Mugil cephalus (flathead mullet), 1358 nucleotides. It is a transcript of the gene vma21, whose product is annotated as vacuolar ATPase assembly factor VMA21. Gene Ontology annotation, cellular component: endoplasmic reticulum membrane. The transcript is spliced from 3 exons. NCBI's taxonomy places the organism in Eukaryota, Metazoa, Chordata, Actinopteri, Mugiliformes, Mugilidae. Bases 140 to 451 code for a protein of 103 amino acids. The record is from RefSeq and is a predicted model, not a curated record. Gene Ontology annotation, biological process: vacuolar proton-transporting V-type ATPase complex assembly.
GACGGUCUCGUGACUAAAUCAGGAAGAGGCGACUGCAGCAGUAGCAAAACACAAAACAACACUGGCCGCGAUAAACGCAAACAUAAGCUGCACUUAAUUCUUCUUUUCCCUCUUUAUCUCGCCUCCCUGCUGUUUAGAAAUGGACGGGUCUGCCAGAGCAACUUUGGACGCCUCCGCCGGGCCGCCGCCAUACUUCAGAGGAAACGAGAGCUCCCUGGUUUCAGCCCUCAAGACCUUGUUGUUCUUCACAAUCCUCAUGGUCACACUGCCCAUCGGAUUGUACUUCGCAUCAAAAGCAUACAUCUUUGAGGGUUCGAUGAAGAUGUCGAGCUCCGACAGCUACUUCUACGCAGCCAUCGUGGCCGUGCUCGCUGUGCACGUGGUGCUGGCGCUGUUUGUGUACGUGGCCUGGAACGAGGGCACGCCUAAAGACAAGGGCAAACACGAUUAAGGCGGGUACCCAUCAGCCCUCAGGACUGGCAGAGAUGGACGUAUUUGGGCAGGGAACCACAGGGCCCCCUCGACCAACCCGCCUUCCCAAACACCACCAUGGGCUUCAACACUUACCGCGGCACCAUCCAGAACAGCCAGACAGUUACGCUUUUAGGCUUUAACCUGAGGUUGAAGCAAGAAACUGCUGUAUUUGCCAAGGCAUCGGGGGGGGAGGGAGCGGAUGCUGCUGUCGGCGGUGUUCUCUCGGUGGCCUCAGCAGGCCCACUUUUUGUUUUCAGAAAAUGUUACUUUUGUUGACGGAGGAUAGCUCCUGUUUUUAAAAAAAUUUUUUUUUUUUUUUUUUUAAAGAGGCUUUGUUGUAAGCUUCCAUUUGGCUAAGUGCUCUAAGUCCCCUCACAGUAAAUAGUUUUUCAUGCUCGGUAACAUCUUGGGUUUUGACAGACGCGUGCGCGCACACAGUUUUUGUUUGUAUGAAGGAUUUAAUUCCAAAAGUGCAGAAAAUUUGUGCUGCUAAACUGAUCAUUCAGUCCUUAGAUUUCAGCGUUUACGUGCACACAUUUAAAAAAAAAAAAAAAAAAAAUACUAAUAGCUUCAAUGCAAACCCGUAAAGUUCUUCACUUUCAAGCUGCAUUUUGGAACCAAGUCUUCACAGCGCCGCUGAAAUGAUCCCUGUCGUCUGUCCGUCCUUUUAAACAAAGUCUUUUUCUGUCUGAUCUGUCGUGUUUGUGUACCGUGUUUUGGUGACGUUGUGGAACCACGAAUUAGGAAAAGGGUCGCAUCCUAAAACUGUAUUUAAAUGACUGUGUGUGCUAUGAAGCUGUUGAUUUGAGAAUGUAGACGUCUGUGAAGUUUGCGUGAUGCGGAUGUGAAUCCCGACUUGCUCAAAUAAACUGGAACCAUCGUAA